CAGAAUUUACGCGCAUAACACUGGUAGGGACGACAUUUUGUCCUAGAGAAGUCGGUACCGAAACCUCUGUAGGUCGAAUUUGCUCCGCAGCGCUGCAAAAUGCUUGCCCUAUUCGCCCGGUCGGCCGCGAGCGCGGUAAAAUCUGCAAUCAUCCCCAAGAAUAUGAUCCUGCCGGCCGCGUCUUCGGCGAGGAACAUGUCCAAGCACUCCACGGAAACGGAGGAAGAGUUCGACGCCCGCUACGAGGCCUACUUCAACCGCAAGGACAUAGACAGCUGGGAGAUCCGAAAGGCCAUGAACGACCUCCAGGGAAUGGACGUGGUGCCGGAGCCCAAGAUAGUCGUCGCUGCCCUCAAGGCCUGUCGCCGACUAAACGAUUAUGCGCUUGCCGUCAGGUUCCUCGAGGCCAUUCAGCACAAGUGUGGGGCCAAGGUGAAGGAGAUCUACCCGUACAUCCUCCAGGAAGUGCGCCCCACGCUCACCGAGCUCGGCAUCAGCACGCCAGAGGAGAUGGGCUACGACAAGCCGGAGUUCUACAUGCCCCUGGACUACGAAUACUAAGGGGUUGCCAGAAGAGGAACUGCGUGCACGCUUUGCUAGGUUACGACCCUAUUGUAUUGUAUAGACAAAUAAAAAGCUUACAGUGGUCGCUUUU
Ixodes scapularis (black-legged tick) is the source of this 655-nucleotide messenger RNA. RefSeq names its product cytochrome c oxidase subunit 5A, mitochondrial (gene COX5A). Gene Ontology annotation, cellular component: mitochondrial inner membrane. The transcript has 4 exons. NCBI's taxonomy places the organism in Eukaryota, Metazoa, Arthropoda, Arachnida, Ixodida, Ixodidae. The record is from RefSeq and is a predicted model, not a curated record. Gene Ontology annotation, biological process: mitochondrial electron transport, cytochrome c to oxygen. Bases 100 to 561 code for a protein of 153 amino acids.